Arabidopsis thaliana (thale cress) is the source of this 1857-nucleotide messenger RNA. Its product is annotated as TPX2 (targeting protein for Xklp2) protein family. The coding region runs from base 156 to 1367 and encodes 403 amino acids. Gene Ontology annotation, molecular function: microtubule binding. The transcript has 9 exons. Lineage: Eukaryota; Viridiplantae; Streptophyta; Magnoliopsida; Brassicales; Brassicaceae. Gene Ontology annotation, cellular component: cytoskeleton. The record is from RefSeq and is marked reviewed.
UGAACUUGACGGAAAAAAAAAAAAAAUACUGUGAACAGCAAAGGGAAAAAAAAAAAAGAAAAAAAAUGUCAGAACAAAUCCUUCUCCUCCAUUGAGACAGUGUACUUCUGCUUCAAUGGACAUUUGAUAUCAUCAAAUCCUGCGUCAGUUUACGAAUGGACUCUGAAAGCGUCGUAGCUGCUGACGGUGCGGAUUGUGCUAUUGCAAAUGGUGAAGUGACAAUGGAAGGAGACAGUAGUAAUGGAAAUGGUGGUACUUCAGAGAAUUUGGAAUGUUGUUCUACUCAGCAUCCUAUGGAGGCAUCUGAGGGCACACAGAAUGAACAAGUGGAUGAUUCAAAACAGAUGAGAGGACAAAAGGUGCAAGGAAGGGUCAAGCAUGAGAAGACCUCUGGAGGCAAGAAUAUUCCAUCAGUCUUGGUGAAGAAGAAAAAAGAUGGGAAAGUGGUGGCAUCAAAUGGUUCUGUUGCUCCAAACGUAAAGCCUGUAAAGUCUCCUAAGAGCAAAUCGCUCAAUGGUAGAGAGGCUCAUGUCACGAAGCAUGGGAACCAUGACUCUCUACCAGCUGAAGGGACCAGGGACAAGCCAAAACUGAGGGAAACAAGGAAACAAGUCAAUGAUACAUCUGAAGAUGAUACACAGUAUCCAAAAGAAGAUGAUGGCAAACCUCGUCGAGCUAGUGCACUUCCAAAUUAUGGAUUCAGUUUUAGAUGUGACCAACGAGCUGAAAAAAGAAGAGAGUUCUAUUCAAAGCUUGAGGAAAAGAUCCAUGCGAAAGAAGAAGAAAAGAAUACCGUACAAGCUAAGUCCAAGGAAACUCAAGAAGCUGAGCUUAAGAUGCUAAGGAAGAGUCUGAACUUCAAAGCCACACCUAUGCCUACCUUCUAUCAAGAACCUCAGCUACCUAAAACAGAGUUAAAGAAGAUAGCGAUAACAAGACCAAAAUCUCCAAAACUCGGGCGGAAGAAGACCAAUUCUCGAGCAGAUUCUGAAGAAGCCAUUACUAUUCAAACCCCUCGCUUUGGUAGGUUGAGCUUAGAUGAGAAAACUCCUAAAGAUAACCCGGUUGUUGAAGGAAGUGUACCCGGUGAGACCAAGAAGCCACCAGUGCGCAAGUCACUUCCCAGGUUGCCUUCAGAAAAGACAAAUCUGUCCAACGGGAAGGUGGCUCCAGCAAAAGCUGUAACAGCCUCAACAAAGGCAAAGUCGGAAAGAAAGAAACCAGAUAAAGAUGUGGAUGACCUAAGCCAGUCAAGUCCUGUAGACGACAAUGCUGACCCAGAAGAUUCACAAGAACAAGCUCCAAGAGUGAAUGAAGACAGAAACGAAUCUCACAUGGUAGUGGAAGUGGUUGCGGUUGAGCCUUAAAACCUACGGUAUGAUUCAUGUACUAGUUAAGGAGCGAAAAAGGAACAGUAACAAGAAACAGUGAAAAAUGGAUGAAAUCAAACUGUUUAAUCAGAAGAUGGACAAAAAGAGUGAAAGACAGAGAUGCAAAAUUGAUGGUGUGCUCCACAAGGUUGCUUCUAUAUGUCAUUCAUGAGAGCUUCAAUUGCGUCGCAUGAUGUUUGGUCGUAAUGCUUAAAUUCUGUUUGGUUUGUCGUCAAGAUCUGUUUUUUCAUUUCGAUAUGUUAUACUUAAAAGGUGAAUUUUGGGGUGGAAAAAAAUGGGGGCCACAGCAGAUGUUUCAUCCUGCUGUGUCCAGGGCUGAGCCCAACUACACAAGCCAGUCUUGCGUUGUUUAAACCCACAAUGCUGUCAAGACUCUCAGUUCAACGGUGACAAUGUUUGACAAAAGGAAACACUAAAUAACAUAAAAGAAAUUUGACAUAAUAUUUUUGUUUAAAUAGUUGGUACA